Molecule: messenger RNA, 426 nt
Organism: Rhagoletis zephyria (snowberry fruit fly)
Lineage: Eukaryota; Metazoa; Arthropoda; Insecta; Diptera; Tephritidae
Source: RefSeq, a predicted model, not a curated record
GCACCGGCGGUGAGCCGGCACUGCAGCUGACACUGGCCAUCAUCAAGCCGCACAUCGUCAAGGACCCCUACAGUCUGCAGGCCAUUCGCCAGAUCGCCCUCCACGAUGGCUUCUACUUUGUCCGCUCCACCAGCAGGGCAAUGACCACCUCCGACACCGAGNUUCGCGCCCAGGGCAAGUUCUUCUACAAUCGUCUGGUGGCCUUCAUGAGCAGCGGCGACUGUGCUGUGCACGUACUGGCUCGUACCGACGCCAUUGCACGGUGGAGGACGCUGAUGGGACCGACAAAGGUGUACAGAACUCGCCUGGAACAGCCGACGACGAUCAGGGGCCGCUUCGGGGCGACGGACACGCGAAACGCCACUCACGGCUCCGAUUCAGUGGAGACGGCGAGCAGAGAGGUGGCCUUCUUCUUCCCCGACUUUA